AUCAUGACUACUUCACAAAGAGCAACUCUGCUGUGACCUGGAUGUGACUAACAGGCGGCGGUACCGUCUCAAACUAAAUCAACCUCCACAUUUUAUCAAAUUUCUUAAAUAUUCGACGAUCUUCUUCUCUGUCCUCCGCAGAGAGUAGACGGUGGAAGUGGUAUUUUGCGCGAGGUCUGAGUGUUGCUGUUACCAGAGGCCAUCGGGUUUCCAGGCGAAACCAGUCCGCCCUUGCCAUGCUCUCUUCGGGCAGGACCGUCUCCUCCCGUCUCCUCAGGACGGCCAACUGGUUUCCUUUUACCCGGCCACCGUCAGACUGCAGAGCCGCUAGCACUCUGAAGACAGAGUUGAUAAAGAAACGUGAGUUGGAGAAAGAUGAACUCCGCCCGCUCUACAUGGACAUCCAGGCCACUACACCUAUGGACCCCCGUGUGUUGGAUGCCAUGUUGCCCUACCAGGUGAAUUACUAUGGUAACCCUCAUUCCAGGACACACGCCUAUGGCUGGGAGAGUGAAAGUGCCAUGGAGACUGCCAGAAAGCAAGUUGCUGAUCUGAUUGGAGCUGAUCCCAGAGAGAUAAUCUUCACCAGUGGAGCAACUGAGUCCAACAACAUGGCCAUUAAGGGUGUGGCCAGGUUCUACCAGGGUAAGAAGCGUCACGUGAUCACCACUCAGACAGAACAUAAAUGUGUCCUGGACUCGUGUCGAGUUCUGGAAGCUGAAGGAUUCAGCAUCACUUACCUGCCAGUCCAGAAGAAUGGACUGCUGGAUCUGGAGCUCCUUGAGGCCUCCAUGCGUCCCGACACAUCUCUGGUAUCAGUGAUGACUGUCAAUAACGAAAUUGGAGUCAAGCAGCCCAUCAAAGAAAUUGGUCAGAUUUGUCGUUCCAAAGGAGUCUUCCUCCACACUGAUGCUGCUCAGGCUGUCGGAAAAAUUCCCAUCAAUGUCUCCGACUGGAGGAUUGACUUGAUGUCCAUCAGCGGUCACAAGAUCUAUGGACCCAAAGGUGUCGGGGCUUUAUAUGUGCGUCGUCGACCCCGGGUGCGGAUGGAGCCUCUGCAGAAUGGAGGUGGGCAGGAGAGGGGGCUGCGCUCUGGCACCGUCCCCACCCCACUGGCUGUGGGACUGGGAGCUGCCUGCAGCAUCGCCCAGCAGGAGAUGGAGUAUGAUCAUGACAGAGUGUCCAUGUUGGCUGAUCGUCUAGUCCACAAGCUCAUGUCUGAGCUACCAGAUGUUAUAAUGAACGGAGAUCCAGAGCAACGAUACCCUGGCUGUAUCAACCUGUCCUUUGCCUAUGUGGAAGGGGAGAGUCUGUUGAUGGCACUGAAAGAUGUUGCGCUGUCGUCUGGCAGUGCAUGCACGUCAGCGUCUUUGGAGCCAUCUUACGUACUCAGAGCGAUUGGAGCAGAUGAGGACUUGGCUCAUUCUUCUAUCAGAUUUGGUAUUGGCAGAUUCACCACAGAGCAGGAGGUGGACUACACAGCAGAGAAAUGUAUCCAACAGGUUUAUAGACUCAGAGAGAUGAGUCCUCUGUGGGAGAUGGUUCAGGAAGGCAUCGACCUGAAGAGCAUCAAGUGGACGCAGCACUAGACUCCUCCCACUACCAGUCUGCUUCCUGGUUCCCAGGGAAAUCUGUGAACAGACUACUUUUUUUCUUCCUGUAAACAAACACGCACAAACGUCCUGUCUGACUUGAAGUCUGUAGCUAUAGCUCUGUGUGUCAGUAGAUUCUGUACUUGCUUUCAGAAGAUGUUGCUCAGAGAGUCGAGCGGCAAUCUCUGUUAUUUUCGGAUAUAAUUAUGGACAGAGAAAUUAUUAUUUUAAUCUAUGAACAUCUUACUUUCCUAGUACUUUGUGGUUAGUUGCAGAAUCUAUAUCCCCAUCAUGGUAGAGGAAAUGACAUCAUGGCACAGAUAGGGCUGUAGUCAGGCUGUCAGGUUUCUGUUCAUUUAAAUUGAACCUGGUAGUGUUUCAACUUCAUUUUCAACAUAAACUGUGACUUGAAGGUCCAGUGGGUAACAAUUAGGAAAGGUUUGUUGGCAGAAAUUGAUUAUACUACCCAUAGGUAUGUUUGUAUAAGUGUAUAAUCACUUUAACCUAAAACAUUUUUUAAUGACUAAGCUUUUACAGAGGCCUCCAUCUUUCGCCGUUAUGUUUCUACAGCAGCCCAAAUGGAUCUGAGUUUCCCCUUAAGCUAUAUCAACUAACUAAAGGGAAAAGUGGAUGUGGAAAUAUCUUAAUGUAAUUUCUGAUAUGUGAAGACCACCAUAGUUCCCUGAUGCAGUGGGAAAGAGGGGUGAGCCGAGGAGUCUUCCGUUUGUUACAAUCUGCAGUCUCAUAAUUCUUAAACAAUGGAUUUAAAAGAUGAAUUCCAUUCAUGAAAAAUGUCAUAGGUUUAACUAGUCAUCAUAACAAACAACAUAUUUGCCAUAUUUUGGUGAUGAACUCCAGUGAAACCAGCAGCAUUAUGAUGCUUAAAAAAAAGCUGCGUUUAACACAGAUAAAAAAAUCUCCAAUGUGACAUCGUGAUGCACAAGAAGAUGACAGGAAACGUAAAUGACAAAGGUCAAGCUAGUAAUGACAACUCAAGACGGAGUUAAAUUCACUUUGUUUCUCAUCGUUAAUGUUUUGUUUGUGCACCAACAGCAGUCUGCAGUGAACAUCCAAUCAAACAGUGUUGCCAUCAACACUAUUAAGACUGAAGCUGUGACCACAACAGUACAUUUCUGAAAUGGUUAAUAGCUAAUAGCUUCAAUCCAGUCUCCACAUAUUAAAAAGAUUAAUGAUGAGGCUGAUUCCCAAAAAACAGAAGUGUCAUUUGACAAAUCUUGGUACUUUUGUCUGUUGUAUUACAUUGUGUUCCUGGAUGUAGUCAGCUGAGCCUCUGACACUGUCAUAUAAUAUAUUAGUGUUCAAUAAACUGCUGAUUAAUGGCUAUGCAAUAAAA
Messenger RNA from Solea senegalensis (Senegalese sole), 2946 nucleotides. RefSeq names its product NFS1 cysteine desulfurase (gene nfs1). Gene Ontology annotation, molecular function: pyridoxal phosphate binding; cysteine desulfurase activity. The transcript has 13 exons. Gene Ontology annotation, biological process: [2Fe-2S] cluster assembly. The record is from RefSeq and is a predicted model, not a curated record. Gene Ontology annotation, cellular component: nucleus; cytosol; mitochondrion. Bases 237 to 1589 code for a protein of 450 amino acids. Lineage: Eukaryota; Metazoa; Chordata; Actinopteri; Pleuronectiformes; Soleidae.